AUGGCCCCCGCAACGGGCCCAAUCGUUGCUGGUUUCUUCGUCCCCGUGAAAGGCUGGCGUUGGAGUCUGUGGGAGAACUACUGGCUUUCAGCUCCUGUGUUCCUCCUACUGCUCUUCUGUCUCCCCGAAACCUCGAGCGACAACAUCCUACUUCGACAUGCGGCUCGACUUCGCAAAGUCACUGGCAACGCAAGUAUCAGGUCCCAGUCAGAGAUUACCCAGCAGCACAUGUCCGCCAAGGAGAUGGCAUUCGAGGCCUUGGUCAAGCCAUGGGAAAUGAACAUUCUCGAACCUGCGGUCUUACUUACGACGCUAUAUGCAAGCUUAUGCUACGCCAUCUUUUACACCUUUUUCGAGGCCUUCCCAUUGGUCUUCCCAGCGUUGUACAAUUUUAGCUCUGGCGAGUCUGGGCUCGCAUUUCUCUUUAUCCCGAUUGGAGUCGAACUCACUAUUCCGGUUUGUCUCGCACACUAUGCCUAUUAUGUUGAACCAGGACUGCUUAAGAGCGGUACCCCAGAGCCUGAAGUAUGGUUGAAACCAGGUCUUAUUGGUAACUUCCUUGUGCCGAUUGGGCUCUUCAUCUUUGCACUCUCCUCUGUACACUGGAUCGGUCCCCUCAUAGUAGCCGUUUGCCAAUCGGGAUCCUAUAUCGUUCUGAACAUUCUUUUCACCUUCAUUCCCAACAUAUACCCAAAGUACGCGGCUUCAUUAUUUGCCGCAAACGACGCAGCGCGUAGCACCCUCACCGGAGCAGCAAUUUUGUUCGGACCGCCACUGUUCGUUAACCUUGGCGUUGGAGGAGGUGUCAGCUUCUUAGCUGGUCUGGCAUUACUCUGCUCUGUCGGCUUUUACGCUCUCUACUAUUUCGGCGGGAACUUGAGAAAGAGAAGUAGGUUUGCCGUCGCAUAA
Pseudogymnoascus destructans is the source of this 909-nucleotide messenger RNA. RefSeq lists its product as uncharacterized. Lineage: Eukaryota; Fungi; Ascomycota; Leotiomycetes; Thelebolales; Thelebolaceae. Gene Ontology annotation, molecular function: fluconazole transmembrane transporter activity. The record is from RefSeq and is a predicted model, not a curated record. Bases 1 to 909 code for a protein of 302 amino acids. The transcript is spliced from 2 exons. Gene Ontology annotation, biological process: xenobiotic detoxification by transmembrane export across the plasma membrane.